GCUAUAUUUAACCCUCGGUUUCGGAACAGUCAAUGUCAUUUUCAUUUCAGUCGGCUCCGAGUAAAAACACUUAGAUCAAGAUGGCAAGGGCAAAUAAUAUCGUUGCCUUCGUAGUUUUUUUAAUAAUACUUUGCGCUGUGUUAGCUGUAUAUUUGCUAUACAAAAGCAACGUGAGCAUUGUGAAGCAUUCGCGUCACUAUCCAAAUAAGAUGCUCAUUUACGACGACUACUCGUUUAGGGACGACAGUUUUGUGUACUUGGUUUGCGAUGAUGGAGAUUUUCCAAAGUGUAAAAUUGUGCAAGAAAAAUACCCGUAUAAAACUAUUUUUAAAUCUUGCAAUGUCACACCAGGCAUCCAGAAAGUGGACAGAGCCAGCAAACGCUUUAUUUUCGUAGUAGCGUUUGGAGAAGACAAGGCUGUUUUAUUGUGGAACGAUGACAACAGUAAGCAUGAUAAACCAUACGUGAACAUUAGCGUUGUACAUAUGAAUGGUUGCAAGCAGGAACGCACGAUAAAUACUCAUUUAUUUACUACUGAGCAAUUGAAUAACGUAAAAAAAAUUUUAACUCAUGAUGACACUUUCGUGGUGUUCUUCAAAAACACCGCUGAGUGCGGAAUUAACGGACAGUUAGACCGAGAAUGCACGCUCCGAUUUAAAAGUGAUGGACAUUUCGACCAUUUGGAUAAAUUCAUUGAUAAUAGCAAAUUUAACAUUAGCAACAUACAUUCAGCCGAUUUGACAAAUAACAGAUAUGUUUAUAUAAAAUCCCGCAAUGGACAUACUGACUUAUAUCUCAGCAAUUCUAAUAAAACUGAACAUAUGUUAUUGUCACUCUCCGGAGAUUUCAAGAUAUCAGUGGUCAACGAAUUGAUUGGAGUAUGCUCGAAAAUUGGCAAAAACACAACGUGCUACCAGUAUGACUUUAAAGGACGCAUCAGUUUGAAAACCAGCCUGACUGACGUUCACAAUAAUACGGAAUUGAAAAACAUUUAUUCUUUACCCGAAGGAGGUUUCCUGUUGAGUUAUGCUGAAUUUGGUAGAUGCGAAGAAGAAGAUGAGUGCUAUCCAGACUGGCUGACCAACUAUUUCAUUCAAAAAAUUGACGCGACUGGGAAGCCAAUCGGUAAAGUUGGUUUUAUAGGUCUUGAAAAAGGUUAUAAAGUCAUCAAUCAUUCGUAUAUUUGGAAAGCUGAAAAAGAAGGAGAAUAUUGUGCAUUUAUCGAACCUUUCAGACAAUCCGAUAAAAUUGAUUUUUUUGUUAAUUGUUUUCCAAUUGCAAAUUUCGAUGCAUAAUUGAUGGAGUCAUAUUACUUUAGUUAUGUAAAGUAUGAAAUUGAAAUUACGACAUUUUCUGAAGUACAUGUGUGCAUUUCAAUUGAAUCAAUAGGUUUUGCAUUUAAACAAAUAGUCAAAAAAGACCUCGUACCAGUUCUAUCUCAUUAAUUAAUAUAAAUUUUCACCAAUUAAUUAUAUUGUUAUUACUUUCAACUACAGCAUAUUAUGCCUCUCUGCCAAGUGACAGGUUUUGAAGCACUAAACAUGUUAAUUGUAUUCUAAGAU
Molecule: messenger RNA, 1562 nt
Organism: Phymastichus coffea
Lineage: Eukaryota; Metazoa; Arthropoda; Insecta; Hymenoptera; Eulophidae
Exons: 3
Coding region: 81-1295 (404 amino acids)
Source: RefSeq, a predicted model, not a curated record